Molecule: messenger RNA, 2540 nt
Organism: Chrysemys picta bellii (western painted turtle)
Lineage: Eukaryota; Metazoa; Chordata; Testudines; Emydidae
Gene: TRUB2
Product: TruB pseudouridine synthase family member 2
Biological process (GO): RNA processing; pseudouridine synthesis
Molecular function (GO): pseudouridine synthase activity; RNA binding
Source: RefSeq, a predicted model, not a curated record
GGGUCCUGUCCUGAGAACUCUUUCUCUCACCUGCUGAUGCUUGGCACGGCUUGGCCACUAUACCUAGCUAGGGAUCUGAGCAGCCGAGAUCUUCCCGGAACGGGUGCGUCUCCUAGCGCUUGCUCCCGGGGGGGAGCGCUUUCAUCGACGCACCCAGUUGCCGGAAGCGCAUGGCGGCGCCCACUGGGGGAGCGGUAUAGUUGAUGAACCCGUACGGUGGCGGUUUCCUUCCGCCAUAGCCAUGGCUGCCGGGAGAGCGGCUAGGACCAGGCUAAAUGGGCUCUUCGCUGUGUACAAACCCCCCGGGGUGGCUUCGAUCAGGGUGCGGGACACUCUGGAGACCCUGCUCCUGAAAGAAUUGAACUCUCUGGAACAGCCAACUGUGCCGCAGCAAGUACGCUUCCUGCCAACCACUGUCGAAGGAAAUGCUGGGAAAGAGCUGACCCUCACUGUUACCCAGUUGCCUGUCCUGGCUGCCCAUCCACUAGUUAAAGGACCAGAGUUCACUCACUUGAAAAUCGGAGCAGGUCACCGUCUGGAUACAAAGUCAUCUGGAGUGUUUGUGCUUGGAGUGGGCCAUGGGAACAAGCUGCUCACUGAUAUGUACAAUGCCCAUCUUACUAGGGUAUGCUCUGGCACUGAACCUGUUUGGGGACUUCUGUGUGUAACACCCAUUCUCACUAGAAAUCAAGGCCAGGCUUAUACUGUUCGUGGACUGUUUGGCAAAGCCACAGAUGACUUCUCAGACACAGGCAGGCUAAUAGAGAAGACCACAUUUGAUCAUAUCACAGGGGACAAGCUGGAGCGGAUUCUUGCUGUCAUUCAGGGAACCAAUCAUAAAGCUCUGCUGAUGUACUCUAACAUUGACCUGAAAACUCAAGAGGCCUACGAGCUGGCUGUUGAAGGUUUAAUUCGCCCAAUGGAAAAAACCCCUCCAUUAAUCACAGCAAUUCGAUGCCUCCAGUUUGCACCUCCAGAAUUCCAGCUAGAAAUCCAGUGUUUGCAUGAGACCCAGCAGUACCUCCGAAAGAUAGUUCACGAGAUUGGCUUGGAGCUGAAAUCAACUGCUGUGUGCACCCAGGUGCGGCGGAUACGGGAUGGCUUUUUCACACUAGACAAUGCUCUCCCGCGAACGCAUUGGAACCUGCAGAAUAUCCGGAAUUCAAUUAAAGACUCUAAGAUCAAAGUGAAAGUGGGGCUUCAGAGAAGCUUGAGCCACCAAGCUAGGAGUGGUAAAAGCCAUACCGAUAUGGAUCAGGUUGCAGAGAGCGAACUGCACAGUACAGAGGGAACAUCUGCAAGCGAUCUGACUCAAAAUGAGAUAACCACAUGCUGACUGAAAGGUGGAGGGUAAUAGGAAGGGAAAAUGGUGGUUGCAAUCCACAACUAGCCGUUCCUUGGGGUGGUCCUUGAUUUUGUAAGGGUUGCUUGUGUUUUCAUUCAUGCAAGGCAUUUCUCCAUUGACAGGCAGAAUAAUUUUUGUAAGUAUUGCACAACGCUGCAGCAAAACUGUUGAUAUCUGAGAUGAGUGUACAUUUCCUUGCAAAGCCAAAACUGCUACUGACUUCAGUGGGAACAUCAGGUUGGGGAGGGAUGUAAGAGGGCCCUUAAAUUAGUUUAGAGAUGGGAAUACGACCAAUGGGUUGCAGGCUUUACUUCUUCUAUUCUCUUUAUGCGCCUUGUGACAGAGUAUGACCUAAGUGGUUCUUUUCCCAAUUUCAUAAUUUUUUUUUUAUUAUGACACUUUCUAUAGAUCAGCCCCAUUUUCAAAUACAUUAAAGGGGUAAAGAUUAAUUGUUCAAACCAAGAAAGGGUUCUGCCUAGGGAAAACUACAAUGUAAGCAACUAAGACUAAAGUGGCGAAGUAAUACUAUUUCUCAUGCAGGGUAACUAAUAUCUGGAGUAGAUUAGUCAGAGAGCCAGUUGAAGCAGGAGGAGGGAGAGGCAGGCUUAUUAGAGAGGACUGGAGUAGGAUGUAAAAACAAGAAGUUGGAAUGGGGUGAAUUAAAAGCCAAGGUGGGGGAGGGAUAGCUCAGUGGUUUGAGCAUUGGCCUGCUAAACCCAGGGUUGUGAGUUCAAUCCUGGAGGGGGCCACUUAGGGACCUGGGGCAAAAUCAGUACUUGGUCCUGCUAGUGAAGGCAGGGGGCUGGACUUGAUGACCUUUCAAGGUCCCUUCCAGUUCUAGGAGAUGGGAUAUCUCCAUUAAUUAAGGUAAUAUAUUUUAUGGGGAAAGAUGCUGUUAUUCGAUACUCAAUUUAAGUCAACAGGGCCAAAAGCCCCUGCAUUUUGUUUGCAUGCAUCUAUAGUCCUCCAUCAUGUAUUUUUUCCUGCCCUUCAGCAAAAUUGUAUGUUAUCUUUAAAGAGAAACAGCAAGGGAGUACAGCUUUAGAAUUCACUGAGAUUCCAUUAGUGCUCAUUUAAAGCUACAAAUGAUUUUUUUACAUAAACCAUGAGGUACAUUAGCAAUCAGCUAAUGUAUUUCUAAAAUAUGUAGGGCUCAAAGUGUGAUGCUAAGAUGUACUAAAGGAUUGCAAUCUAA